UGUUUUUUCUUCAUCUUUAACCGCAGCCAUGGAAGAAGAGAAAUGCUCUCUUCUCUUCGCUUCUCCUCCUAUAGCAUCCUCUCCUCUCAAACCUUAACCCUAGGAGAGAGAAGAUCAGCAUUCUCUUCAAUCAUGGCUAUCCAUCUGCAGGCCCACGCCUUCGCAGGCAAUCCACUCAGAACCAAAAACCCAAAACCAGUCCACCCAAUUUCCCUCACUUCCGCCCUCGAAACCCUUAAAAAUCUCCUCUUGGGAAACACCGUCGAGCCGUUCUCGCCGGAUUUCAGGAUCUUGCCCUUCCGGAAAGGCAAGCCUCUGGCCACUUCGUCAGCCUCCGUCGCUAAUUCCACUCCUGUUUGGCGUUUAGGUUGGAUCGGUUUUUCUAGUUGCAAGGAGAUUUUGGGUAAAUUUGGAAUUGGGUUGGCUGAGGGUUCUCUGGUUUAUCUUGGAUCGGAGUCGUCAGAGGAGGGGGGAGUUGUUUAUUGGGCUAUUGAUGUUUCCUCCGCUGUGGGCGAUUUGGGUCUUGAAUUGCGGGAUGGGGGGUUCUCAUUUGUUGAGCUGCGGACGCUGAUGGUUGCCACGGACUGGGCUGAUGACCGCAUGAUGGGAGAACUGGCGAUUGGUGGUCAUACACUGAGGAUCCUCAUAAUUCCAGAAUUACUCUGGGGAGAUCAGGCCAAGGCAUUGCUAGAAUGGCACAACACAUCACGUUUCUGCGGUCACUGUGGUGCAAGAACAAUACCUAUUGAUGCAGGGAGACGGAAGCAAUGCAUCGAUGAAGCAUGCAAGAAGAGAAUUUAUCCUCGUGUUGAUCCAGUUGUCAUUAUGUUGGUCAUUGAUAAAGCCAAUGAUCGUGCACUUUUAAGCCGCCAAUCAAGAUUUGUACCCCGGAUGUGGAGUUGCCUUGCUGGUUUUAUAGAGCCAGGAGAAAGCUUGGAAGAGGCGGUAAAGAGAGAAACAUGGGAAGAGACUGGUAUUGAAGUGGGCGAAGUUCUCUAUCAUAGUUCUCAACCAUGGCCUGUCGGUCCAAAUAGCAUGCCAUGCCAGUUGAUGGUGGGAUUCUUCGCGUAUGCCAAAUCAUUCAAAAUACGUGUCGACAAGGAGGAGCUAGAAGAUGCUCAAUGGCACAGUAGGGAAGACGUGAAGAAAGCAUUGACUUUUGCUGAGUAUGAGAAAGCUCAGAGGACAAAUGCAGUCAAAGUAGACCAAAUGUGCAAGGGUGUAGAGAAAGGGCAGAACUUAUCCUCCGAUUUCAAUGUGGAAAGCGGAGAGCUAGCACAGAUGUUCAUACCUGGACCCUUUGCUAUCGCCCACCACCUGAUCUCUUCGUGGGUCAAUCAGGUCACACCGGACAGCAUUGAAUCACCGUCGAAACAAUCCACUUCCACAUCCAGCUUGUAGCACUUGCCAUUCCUCAGCUCUCUUUUAACCCUUCUGUGUCCGUGAAUGAAAUUUUGUUGAUUCUCAGAGUAGGAUAAAUUAUAGUAGUCACAAGAAUCUCAUGUUAAUCUGAUAUGUUAUCUCUUAUUAGAGAUGAAAGAAGUUGAUUUCAUUUCAAGUUCCCGUAUAACAUAUUCCUAGUUGUAUCUUGUUGGUUUUAUUUGGAAGAUAUGAUCUGUGUUUUAGUA
Molecule: messenger RNA, 1628 nt
Organism: Magnolia sinica
Lineage: Eukaryota; Viridiplantae; Streptophyta; Magnoliopsida; Magnoliales; Magnoliaceae
Product: nudix hydrolase 19, chloroplastic
Exons: 7
Coding region: 43-1401 (452 amino acids)
Biological process (GO): NAD+ catabolic process; NADP+ catabolic process
Cellular component (GO): cytosol
Molecular function (GO): NADH pyrophosphatase activity; metal ion binding
Source: RefSeq, a predicted model, not a curated record